GUCAACUGAACUACGUCUCCCAAACUGCUCUAAAUUUCAUCGCAUAGGGGUUGCAAAGAAACGUAGGAUUUCCUGUGGCAUUGCUGAUCUUGAACAUAUCCAAGUUUUACAUUCCCAGAAGUGCUAACCCCAUUUUAAUCUCCAUCGAUUUCAUGUCUUAACAAAAACCAUCGUAUUCGUACGCGUCCUAGACUACACAUCAACGUAGUUAGUCUAAAAGAAGUCGUCAAAAAUGUCCGAACCCACUGUCGCCGACACUCGCCGGUUAAACUCCAAACCGCAGGACCUUACGGACGCUUACGGGCCUCCUAGCAACUUUCUGGAAAUCGACGUGUACGACCCGCAGACUAUAGGAGUUGGACGCAAUCGGUUCACCACUUACGAAGUUCGGAUGAGGACGAAUCUUCCCAUUUUCAAGCUGAAGGAUUCAUGUGUACGGCGAAGAUACAGCGAUUUCGAAUGGCUGAAAAAUGAGCUGGAAAGGGACAGCAAGAUUGUUGUGCCUCCAUUGCCUGGAAAGGCUUUAAAGAGACAGCUCCCCUUUCGUGGAGAUGAAGGCAUUUUUGAAGAUUCCUUCAUAGAGGAGAGACGAGCUGGACUUGAACAGUUUAUCAACAGAAUUGCAGGCCAUCCUUUGGCCCAGAACGAACGCUGUCUUCACAUGUUCCUGCAGGAUGAAAGUAUUGACCGGAACUACAUUCCUGGAAAAGUACGGCAGUAGGGUUUUCCAAACUGGGACAAGGGAGGGUCUUUCUCCAGUUUUGAGCUUCUAUUCAUCUGCAAACAGUGCAGAGUAAUGUUUAUUUUAACACCAAGCAAAUCUGUGAUGAACCAUGCAGGGCUUCAUUUCUUUUGACAGAUCAUGUUUAGUACAUGUCUGAUCGUUUCUCUUUACACACACAUUGUAUUUAUUUUACAUCUAAACAGUGUACUCGUUAGUGUGUGUAUACAUUUAAAAAAACUAUGCGUUAAGCUGUAGCACUGUAAAGCGAAGAGGGUUGGCUCAUAUCUUUGUCCUCUCUGGCAACUGUUAGGGAAUAAGUGCUUCUUUUAAGUCCAAGAGUGGAGGUGCAUUGUUUCAUUCCAAACUUUGCUUAGUUGUAAGGGGCCUGAAAUCUGCUAAAAAAAAUCUUCUGAUAUAAAUCUGCAUUUGAAAGCUAUAGUUUAUUUGUAGUCAUGUGACCAUUAGCAGAAUUGUAAUGUGCCAGAAAGUAUUCAAAUUGACCAAUGGAACUUAGUGAUAGUUCACCCAUAAAUAAACAUUUCGUCAUCAUUUACUCACCCUCUUGACCUGUAUGACUUUCUUUCUACCGCAAAGAAGAUAUUUUGAAGAAUGUUGUUAACUGGCCCCCAUUCACUUGCAAUGGUUUUGUGUCCUUACAAUAGAAGUGAAUGGGGGCCAGUGCUGUUCGGUUACCAACUUUCUUCAAAAUAUCUUUUUGUAUUCUGUUGAAGAAAGAAAGUCAUACAUCAUUAUGGGUGAACUAUCACUUUAAGUAUGUUGCUUGUUACUCCCUUAACCAACCAAUGCAUAAUCUGAACAUGAAAUGAAAAGCACCAUCUCGUAAAUUGUGAAUGUUGACAACAUUUCAGUCUGAUUAACUCUAGUAAUCUAAUGUUCUGACACAUUGGAUAAUUAAGAGAUUAAUUCCAAUUUUAUGUGAGAAGAUUUGGUUCUGAAAAUGUGUUAUGCUAUUGUUCAAGAAAGUCUUGAUAUUAGGGUACACAAAUGAUCAAACAAUGAUUCAUACUAAAUAUAGACUAUAUCAAGCCUGUAUGAUGUAUGUAAAAGCCCAACAAUAGCUGUAGUAGCUAUUGUUAUUGCAUUUACUUAUGUUACAACAUAUAUUCUGUAUUAUGUCCUUUUGUCAGUUUAAAUAGAGUUUUCAAAGGUUUUAAUAAAAUCUACCUAUUUUGGUAUGAAGUGCUUAACACUUGUAUUUUAUGUGACGUUUUGUAGCGGUUAAACUCCAAAUUCAACCCCCCCCAAAAAAACUACCCAAAAGCAGCUCCCUUAGAGGACAAAAUAUGUGCCAACUGUGUAAAAGUUGUCCUGCCAAAGUUCAGUCAUUUUUUUUCUCAGAAUGACUCUAUAUUUAUGUUAUCUCCUAUGUUCAUCUAUUUAGUGCCUGUGACGUUUGUCUGUAAAUAAAGUCAAACAAAAUGUUAGAGCACUGGCUAGAGAUUUUAUAUCAGGAAAACGUCCCUUAUUCUGUUUAUUCUCUCUUCCA
Messenger RNA from Triplophysa rosa, 2231 nucleotides. RefSeq names its product sorting nexin 12 (gene snx12). Gene Ontology annotation, cellular component: retromer complex; early endosome membrane. The coding region runs from base 233 to 721 and encodes 162 amino acids. Gene Ontology annotation, biological process: late endosome to Golgi transport; endocytic recycling. The record is from RefSeq and is a predicted model, not a curated record. Gene Ontology annotation, molecular function: phosphatidylinositol-3-phosphate binding. NCBI's taxonomy places the organism in Eukaryota, Metazoa, Chordata, Actinopteri, Cypriniformes, Nemacheilidae. The transcript is spliced from 4 exons.